Messenger RNA from Lepus europaeus (European hare), 2558 nucleotides. RefSeq names its product ventricular zone expressed PH domain containing 1 (gene VEPH1). The record is from RefSeq and is a predicted model, not a curated record. The coding region runs from base 57 to 2558 and encodes 833 amino acids. The transcript is spliced from 13 exons. NCBI's taxonomy places the organism in Eukaryota, Metazoa, Chordata, Mammalia, Lagomorpha, Leporidae. Gene Ontology annotation, molecular function: phosphatidylinositol-5-phosphate binding. Gene Ontology annotation, cellular component: plasma membrane. Gene Ontology annotation, biological process: regulation of signal transduction.
UAACUGACACAUAUGACCCUGGCUCUUCAGAGAGUCGACUGACCAAACUCCUCAACAUGCAUCAGCUUUUCCGACUGGUUUUGGGACAAAAAGAUCUUUCACGAGCCGGGGACCUCUUCUCCUUAAAUGACUCUGAGAUUGAAGACAGCCUGACAGAAGCUUUGGAGCAAAUUAAAAUAAUCAGCUCAUCUUCGGAUUACCAAACCAAUAACAAUGACCAGGCAGUGGUUGAAAUCUGCAUAACAAGAAUCACGACUGCCAUCAGAGAGACGGAGUCCAUUGAAAAGCAUGCCAAGGCCCUUGUGGGACUCUGGGACUCCUGCUUGGAACACAACCUGAGGCCCCCCUGGAAGGACGAAGACACUCCUCAUGCAAAAAUCGCGUCUGACAUCAUGAGCUGCAUCUUACAGAAUUACAGCCGGCCCUCUGUGAUGGCAUUAGCCAUCCCCAUCGCGGUGAAAUUCCUGCACCGAGGCAACAAGGAGCUGUGCAGGAACAUGUCUAAUUACCUGUCCCUGGCCGCCAUCACCAAGGCAGAUCUCCUGGCUGACCACACAGAAGCCAUAGUCAAGAGCAUACUACAAGGUAAUGCCAUGCUGCUGAGGGUGUUGCCUGCCGUGUAUGAAAAGCAACCUCAGCCCAUUAACAGACACCUGCCAGAACUCCUGGCCUUGAUGUCUCAGCUGGAACAACCAGAACAGUAUCAUCUACUACGGCUUUUGCAUGUAGCAGCAAAGAGAAAACAAUUGGAGGGGAUUCAGAAGUGUGUUCCUUUCCUAAUCGGACAUUUGAAAGAUGCAACCAACAGUGACGUCAUCCUAAACAUCCUCAUAGAGAUAGCAGGCUCUGAACCAGCAGCUCUGAGUAGCUUUCUCCCGAUGCUCAAAGAGAUAGGUGAAAGAUUCCCCUACCUCGUUGGACAAACGGCGAGGAUCUACGGAGCUGUUGGGCAAGUGGACGAAGAGAGAGCCAGGAGCUGCCUGGCCUACCUGGUGAGCCAGCUGGCCAGCAUGGAGCACUCGUUUCACCAUAUUCUUCUGCUAGAGAUCAAGAUCAUCACUGACUCCUUCUCCUCCAUCCUGGGCCCGCAGAGCAGAGACAUCUUCCGCAUGAGCAACAGCUUCACCACCAUUGCCAAGCUCCUUACCCGACAACUGGAGAGCUCCAAGGCUGGAAGUAGCAGGGGAAAAACCAGCACUGAAGUUGAAUUCCCUGAGAAACUGAAAGAAACUAAACUCACAAUAACUGAAAACGAAGACCAUGAAAAGCUCCGAGUUAAAAUCCAGGCCUUUGAAGACAAAAUAAAUGCUGAGAGCAAUACUCCUGCUUCAAUCAGAAGAUAUAGUUUGGGCCAAGUUUUUAAAGAAGAAAGAAAAAACAUGAGAUUUAACAGGUCAAAAAGUUUGGCUUUGCACUCCGUGCUCACGAAGGGCGUGAGCUCAGAUGACGGGGACGAUGUGGAAAGUGGAGAUACACCUGCCAGCACCUCUCUGUCAGAAAUAGACCCACUUCACCAAGGAAGUGACAAGCUUUUCUCUAAGACAGACACGGAUGGGUCACAGCUGGGAGGUUCCUCAGUUUCAUACCCAAGUAUUGUCCAUAUAGAAUCAGAGAAGUUGCCAGAAACUGUUGAAGAGAACUGCCAGGAAGAAACUCUAGGGACAAUGACAAGUCCUAUGGAACACGAAGAUAAGCUCUACUUGUACUUAAAGGAAAACCUCAGUAAAGUGAAAGCCUACGCCGUGGAAAUCGGAAAGAGGAUUCCAAUCCCUGAUCAGUGCACCAUUGAAGAUACAGUUAGGAGUUGCGUGGCCAAGUUGUUCUUCACCUGCUCCUUGAAGGGCCACUACUGCCUCUACAGCAAGUCCAGUUUUAUCCUCAUCAGCCAGGAACCUCAGCCGUGGAUCCAGAUCAUGUUUCUGUUUCAGCAGAGCUUGUUUCCUGAGCCCCUGUCCAUACAGAGCCACUCUGUGCAAUUCCUCAGAGCCCUGUGGGAGAAGACCCAGGCAGGCAGUGCCCAUAGCUUUGAAACAGCCAUGAUGGAGUCCACAUUUCCACAGCAGAAGGAUCUGGACCAGGUACAGCUCCAUCUGGAAGAAGUGAGGUUCUUUGAUGUGUUUGCCUUCAGCGAAACAGCAGGAGCAUGGCAAUGCUUCAUGUGCAACAACCCUGAGAAAGCAACCGUUGUGAAUCAAGAUGGCCAGCCUCUUAUAGAGGGAAAACUUAAAGAGAAGCAAGUCAGAUGGAAGUUCAUCAAGCGGUGGAAAACCCGGUAUUUUACACUAGCUGGAAAUCAACUCCUAUUUCAAAAAGGAAAGUCUAAAGACGAUCCUGAUGACUCCCCAAUAGAGCUCAGCAAAGUACAGAGUGUGAAAGCUGUGGCCAAGAAACGCAGGGACCGCUCUCUCCCUCGGGCUUUUGAAAUCUUCACAGACAACAAAACCUAUGUGUUCAAAGCCAAGGAUGAGAAGAAUGCAGAAGAGUGGCUUCAGUGCAUCAAUGUGGCGGUUGCCCAAGCUAAAGAGAGGGAAAGCAGAGAAGUUACAACUUAUCUGUAG